CGCCGCAGCCGCGUCGUUAAAGCAGCGCUGCACGUCAUACUGCUGCCUGCUCUGUUAUACACCGGACGGGACUACUCAGCAGUCCAGCCCACGGAGGAGCCUUCUGCAAAAAUGGUGAACUUCACAGUUGACCAGAUUCGGGAGAUUAUGGACAAGAAGUCCAACAUCCGAAAUAUGUCUGUAAUUGCCCACGUGGACCACGGAAAGUCAACUUUGACAGAUUCACUUGUGAGCAAAGCUGGGAUCAUUGCCUCUGCGCGAGCAGGAGAGACCCGGUUCACAGACACCCGCAAAGACGAGCAGGAGAGGUGCAUCACCAUAAAGUCUACAGCCAUCUCUCUGUACUAUGAGCUCAAAGAAAAUGACUUGGCCUUCAUCAAACAUGGCACGGAUGGCCAUGGCUUCCUCAUAAACUUGAUUGACUCUCCCGGUCAUGUGGAUUUCUCAUCUGAGGUGACUGCUGCUCUGCGGGUCACCGACGGAGCACUUGUAGUUGUAGACUGUGUCUCAGGAGUGUGUGUCCAGACUGAGACUGUCCUCAGGCAGGCCAUUGCUGAGCGAAUCAAACCAGUUCUGAUGAUGAACAAGAUGGACCGAGCCCUCCUGGAGCUGCAGCUGAAGCCAGAUGAGCUCUACCGGACCUUCCAGCGCAUUGUAGAGAACGUCAACGUCAUCAUAUCAACCUAUGGAGAAGGGGAUCAUGGACCCAUGGGUAACAUCAUGGUCGACCCGGUGGUGGGGACUGUUGGUUUUGGUUCAGGCCUCCACAGCUGGGCGUUCACACUCAAGCAAUUUGCUGAGAUGUACGUGGCUAAGUUUGCAGCAAAGGCUGAAAAAAAGACUGCACUGCCACCUGCUGAGCGUGCUCGGAAGGUGGAGGAGAUGAUGAAGAAGCUGUGGGGUGACAAGUUCUUUGAUCCUGCGGCUGGUAAAUUCAGUAAGUCAGCCACUACUGCUGAUGGCAAGAACCUUCCGAGAACAUUUUGCCAGCUUGUGUUGGACCCCAUUUUCAAGGUUUUUGAUGCUAUCAUGAACUUUAAGAAGGAAGAGUCCGAGAAGUUGAUUCAGAAAUUGGAUGUAAAACUUGAUGCUGAUGACAAAGAAAAGGAAGGAAAACCCCUUCUGAAGGCGGUGAUGCGCCGCUGGCUGCCAGCAGGGGAUGCUCUGCUCCAAAUGAUCACAAUCCACCUCCCCUCCCCGGUGACUGCUCAGAAGUAUCGCUGUGAGCUGCUGUAUGAAGGGCCUGGAGAUGAUGAGUCUGCCCUGGGAAUAAAGAAUUGUGACCCUAAAGGUCCACUAAUGAUGUAUAUCUCCAAGAUGGUGCCUACCAGUGACAAGGGACGCUUCUAUGCCUUUGGUCGUGUUUUCUCUGGUGUCGUGGCCACAGGACAGAAAGUGCGUAUUAUGGGCCCAAACUUCUCACCUGGAAAGAAGGAGGACUUGUACCUUAAGCAAAUUCAAAGGACAAUCCUGAUGAUGGGGCGUUACAUAGAGCCCAUUGAAGAUGUGCCCUGUGGGAAUAUUGUUGGUCUUGUUGGAGUUGACCAAUUCCUGGUGAAAACAGGGACCAUCACCACAUUUGAGCAUGCCCACAACAUGAGGGUGAUGAAGUUCAGUGUUAGCCCUGUGGUAAGAGUGGCCGUUGAGGCCAGCAACCCGGCUGACUUGCCCAAGUUGGUGGAGGGUCUUAAACGACUAGCCAAGUCUGACCCUAUGGUUCAGUGCAUUAUUGAAGAAUCAGGGGAGCACAUCGUGGCUGGAGCUGGGGAGCUGCACCUUGAAAUUUGUCUGAAAGAUCUGGAAGAAGACCAUGCUGGCAUUCCCUUGAAGAAAUCUGACCCUGUGGUUUCCUACCGGGAAACAGUCAGUGAGGAAUCAAGCAACAUCUGCUUAUCGAAAUCCCCAAAUAAGCACAACCGGCUGUUCAUGAAAGCACGUCCCCUCCCUGAUGGUCUGGCUGAGGAUGUGGACAAAGGAGAAGUGAGCCACAGACAAGAGCUAAAACAGAGGGCCCGCUACCUGGCUGAGAAGUAUGAGUGGGAAGUGACAGAGGCACGCAAGAUCUGGUGUUUUGGGCCUGACGGGUCAGGGCCCAACAUGUUGAUCGAUGUCUCCAAAGGGGUCCAGUACCUGAACGAGAUCAAGGACAGCGUUGUUGCCGGAUUCCAGUGGGCCACCAAAGAGGGUGCACUGUGUGAGGAAAACAUGAGGGCGGUGCGUUUCGACAUCCACGACGUGACCCUCCAUGCAGACGCCAUACACAGAGGGGGUGGACAGAUAAUCCCAACUGCCCGCCGUGUCCUUUAUGCCUCUAUGCUCACUGCUCAGCCCAGGCUUAUGGAGCCCAUCUACUUGGUGGAGAUUCAGUGUCCAGAGCACGUGGUGGGAGGCAUCUACGGCGUACUGAACAGGAAGAGAGGCCAUGUGUUUGAGGAGAGCCAAGUUGCUGGGACGCCCAUCUUCAUCGUGAAGGCCUACCUUCCCGUCAACGAAUCAUUCGGUUUUACAGCAGACUUGCGAUCGAACACAGGUGGCCAGGCCUUCCCUCAGUGUGUGUUUGACCACUGGCAGAUUCUGUCGGGAGACCCCUACGAGGACGCCAGCCGGCCAGCACAGGUGAUUGCCGAGACUCGCAAACGCAAAGGUCUCAAGGAGGGCAUCCCAGCCCUGGACAACUUCCUGGACAAACUGUAACCGUCUUU
Molecule: messenger RNA, 2702 nt
Organism: Lampris incognitus (smalleye Pacific opah)
Lineage: Eukaryota; Metazoa; Chordata; Actinopteri; Lampriformes; Lampridae
Gene: eef2l2
Product: eukaryotic translation elongation factor 2, like 2
Exons: 15
Coding region: 112-2694 (860 amino acids)
Biological process (GO): translational elongation
Cellular component (GO): ribonucleoprotein complex; cytosol
Molecular function (GO): translation elongation factor activity; GTP binding; GTPase activity
Source: RefSeq, a predicted model, not a curated record